Messenger RNA from Diaporthe citri, 1431 nucleotides. RefSeq lists its product as uncharacterized. Gene Ontology annotation, molecular function: 3-beta-hydroxysteroid 3-dehydrogenase (NADP+) activity. The transcript is spliced from 2 exons. Gene Ontology annotation, biological process: ergosterol biosynthetic process. The record is from RefSeq and is a predicted model, not a curated record. Bases 1 to 1431 code for a protein of 476 amino acids. Gene Ontology annotation, cellular component: lipid droplet; endoplasmic reticulum membrane; mitochondrial outer membrane. Lineage: Eukaryota; Fungi; Ascomycota; Sordariomycetes; Diaporthales; Diaporthaceae.
AUGGCCGCGGCACCGUGGGCAGACGUCCCUGCCAAGGACACCUUCUUCGCCCUGGUGACGGGCGCAAACAGUGGCGUCGGGCUCGGCAUCUGCCAGCGCCUCAUCGACGAGUUCCUCCACACGCGCUCUCUGACCUCGCACCUCAUCCUCAUCCCCACCACCCGCGACACCCGCAAGUCCGCCGAGACCACCGCCCAGCUGCGCAGCCACCUCCACAAGACCGCCGCCUCGUCAAGGCUAAGGGCCCGGGGCGCCGAGCCCGCCGACACCGCCGCCCGCGUCCACGUCCUCUCCCUGCAGCUCGACCUCUGCGACUUCGCGACGGUGCACGCGGCCGCCUCCCAGCUCGUGGGCGGCACCCUCGCGCUCGACGGCCACGGCGGUGGGGUCCGUAUCCCCCGCCUCGACGCCGUCAUCUUCAACGCCGGGAUAGGCGGCUGGACGGGCGUCGACUGGUUCAAGGCGGCGCGUAACUUCCUCACCGCCGGCUGGGUCCAGGCCACCACAUGGCCGAUCUUCAAGGUUGCCACAGCAGGCGGGACGGUCGACCCGCUGCCUCGGCGGCAACAGCAGAAACAGCAGGCCGGGGCCAGCGACGAGAACGACAAGGCGGUGGUGGGCCAGAUCUUCUGCGCCAACGUCUUCGGCCACUACAUCUUCGCGCACGCCAUCCUGCCCCUGCUCAGCAGGCGGCAGGGUGACGAAGACGCCGAUAUCCCGCCGGGCAGGUUGAUCUGGGAGGGCAGCAUCGAGGCGGCGCGGGAGCACUUCCGCGUAGGCGACCUGCAGGCGGUGGAGACGGAGGCCCCCUACGAGAGCACCAAGCGGCUGACGGACCUGCUGGUGCUGACGACGGGGCUCCCCGGCGCGCGGGCGCACAGCGCGCCGUACUGGCGGCUGCCGGGGCAGCCGACCGGGGAGGAGGAGCAGCAGCCGCCGAAGGUCUACGUGUGCCACCCGGGCAUCGUCGUGACGACGAUCCUCCCGCUGCCCUUCAUACUACAGUACCUGUGGACGCUCGCGGCGUACGUGGCGCGGUGGGUCGGGUCGCCCUGGCACACCAACACGUCGUACAACGCGGCGGCGGCCAUGGUGUGGCUCGCGCUCGCGGCGCAGGGGGCGCUGGACUCUGCACGGGCCGAGUCGGUCAAGUGGGGGUCGGCGUGCGACAUCCGCGGCAACACCAUGGUCAAGAAGACCGAGGUGGACGGCUGGGGGUGGACAGGCAAGGUGGAGGGCCUCGACGAGGACGACGGUGCGACCGGCGCGCUGAGGAAGAUCAAGGGGCGCAAGAGCGGUGCACAGGUCGUGACGGAGGAGAGCAGGGUCGAGUUUGAGGAGACGGGGGCUUUGUGCUGGCGGGAGAUGGAGAGGCUGAGGGCUGAAUGGGAGGUGAGGAUGAAGGAGGCAGGUCUGAACGGCCAUGCCUAG